Molecule: messenger RNA, 3707 nt
Organism: Acomys russatus (golden spiny mouse)
Lineage: Eukaryota; Metazoa; Chordata; Mammalia; Rodentia; Muridae
Gene: C11H6orf132
Product: chromosome 11 C6orf132 homolog
Exons: 5
Coding region: 7-3648 (1213 amino acids)
Source: RefSeq, a predicted model, not a curated record
GCAGCUAUGAAAAAGAACCAGACGAUGCAGGGCACCUUCAGCAAACUCUUUGGGAAGAAGCAUGCCAACCCCUCCACCACGUCCCUCUACGCCACUAACCCACCCUGGAUUUUCACCCAAGAGACCCCAGAGGAGGGGACCAGGGACUUUGAUGGGAUCUACUAUGGAGACAAUCGGUUCAACACUGUGAGCGAGUCCGGGACAGCCACUCUGAAAGCACGCCCGAGAGUCCGGCCUCUGUUGACUUUCAUUCCCCUGAAUGCCCAGGAGAACCAUGGCCUGGCUGUGCCCACCCCCUCUGUCCCAGAAGAUUUUGCAGACAAAGAAGGUACCAGCUCACUGGUCAACGGCAACCUCCGGCUGUACAGCUCUGUGAGCGACCUGAGGCCUGUACACUAUGACCUGGAUUCAUCCAUACCCCCGCCUCCCCCAGGCCCAGCCCCAGGGCCACCACAGGACACUUCACAGCCUCCAGGGGACUCCUCUCCCCCACCACCACCUCCUUCCAUCCCUCCUCCUCCCCCUCCUCUGCUGGUGGAGCCCCCACCCCCACCCAGCACAGCCCCGCCUCCACCCCCAGUAUUGGACAGCCUAUCUCCUUCAUCUACCCUCUCCCCACCAUCCACACCCACCCCUCCUGACUUCAUCCCUCCUGCCCCACCGUCAGCUUUUCUAACCCCGCCUCCACCACCUUCUUUGCCAGCCCCAGGACCCCCAGCUCCAGUCUCUCCUCACACUCCCGGAAUUCGUCUCUUCCCCUCUGGGGGUAUUAUCAAAUGGAAAUCAGAAGUAGCUCUCAAUGGCAGGCAGCCAGAAGACCCCAGAACCAGCCCCCCCAAAAGCCCUGCUGAACUAAAGGGGAGAUCUCUAGGGCCGAGCCCAGAACCCCACCUCACCUUCCCCAGGUCAUUUAAGGUGCCGCCCCCAGCCCCAGUCAGGACCUCAUCUAUCCCAGUUCAGGAAGCACCAGGGGCUCCUCCAGAGGAGGAAGAAGGCACCCAGAAGACCCCCACCCACCUCGCACUGCCUCUCAGCUUCAACAUCCGCCCUGCAACUCAGGUUUACCCAGAGAGGGCCCCAGAGGCACAGCAUCCCAGAGAGCCCAGGCCUGAGACACCAGGCAGCCCAAGGCUCAAGCAGUCUGAAUCCCAGAAAACCGGACAAGCUGGAGGGCCACCGCCAGCCCCUCCCUUGCCUCCACCCGCUCCCCCACUCCCUCCGCCAGCACCCUCCCUGCCCCCAGCUGCUCCCCCUUUGCCCUCUACUGAGCAGGCAGCCCCUCCGCCUUCUGGAUUUAUGAAGACCCCCAGAUCCAGCUCACCUGCUCUCAACACCAAACCCAACCCCCCCAGUCUGGAGGACACAGAUCCAUCAGAACCUGUUGACUGGAGGGACCCCCGACAGAUGGAGAAGCUUCGAAGUGAACUGGCAGCCUAUCUCUGUGGGUCCAGGAGAGCUGACCGGUCACUCGGCCACAGGCCAGUCUCCAUGGUGGCAUUGAAGGACAAAGAGACCAAGAAGGACACCAGCCUAUCAGAAGAAGAGGGAGCUCCUCCAAGCCUGCCUGAGAAGAUACAACCCUGUGCUCCUGAAAAGAGCCCCUCCAGCAACAGUCUGCCAGAGCGAGGAGCCACCAGCAGCUUGGCCCUACCCCCUGUGGACUACAUCUCCCAGGAUACUCCAGCUCCCAGCGUCAGGCAGAUCCGGAAUGAGCUAGAGGCUCGCUUUGGCUCCUCAGCCGAGAAAGAUGCCAAGCCCAGCUUAGCAUCUCUGCCUCCCAAACCCCGCCUGGAAGGGGGAAGACUCUUUGAAAAUGGGACUGACAGUGGCAAAUCCCAUAAGCCUGUCACCAGGAAUCCUCCCCAGCUGUCUGCCACCCCUCUGCCUACCACAACACUCCAGUCCAAGGCUGCACCUGGUCCAGCCACUUCACCCAAGGCCACACCUGGGCCAGCCACAUCAUUCAAGCCUACAUCUGGGCAGGCCAUGUUAUCUAAGGCCACACCUGGCCUAGCCUUACCACUCAAGCCUACACCUGAGCAGACCACAUCACCCAAGGACACACCUGGGCAAGCUGCACCUCCCAAGGACACAUCUGGACAUGUUACACCUCCCAAGGACACACCUGGGCAUGCUACACCUCCCAAGGACACACCUGGGCAGGCCAUCCCAUCAUCUCAGUUGCUGGCAGAGAAGGACCUUGCCGCAGUUAGGCAGAGAGAAAAGCCAGAAUCUCAAGAAAAUGCAGGGGCCACGCAACUGUCCAGGAAUGGCGUCCCCUCACCUCCAGCCCUCUCACCAAAGAUGUCUACUGGUGGAGAAGAGGUGCCAUCAUAUCUCUACAGACCCCAUUGCAGCCAGAACAGCCAGAGCCGAGGGGUCGCUGUAGUGAUCCCCACCCGGGCCAGAGGAGAGACUACAGGCUCAGGGGGACUAGUGGACGAAAAAGAGCCCCAAAGCCAUCCAGCCAAAGCUCUCACCCCAGUCCAGCCUACUGACCAACUCCUCAGACACCCGGUGACUGGGGAGGUUGUGGAAAGGGGCUCCCCGAUGGCCCUGCUCCUCGCAGCCAGACAGAGGGCCCAGAAGACUAGGCCUGGAGGGACUGCAAUAGGACGGUCCUCUCUGCCUGGGAGUCUCCGUGACCGUGACCGUGGCAACCAAGCAGAGGCCAGCUCCGACAGUAUCUUUUACAGAGGUAGCCGGCCCAACUCUUUCAUUGUGGUCCCUAAGGUACCCAGUGAGACAGAGGACUCCCACCUGACGUCAGCACGGCCCACUGGACCCAGUCUGUGGAAACCCCAGCAGGGACAAGAUACAGAGGGCUCAGAGCCAGUCCACAGGCACGGGUGGACCAAGGCUGAGUCCCCGGCCCCUGUGGCCCAGGAAGGACACGCUCCCUCAAGCUUACCCCAGAGCCGCGCCCUCCCCAAGUCUUUCUCUUCUCCGCCCUCUCCUUCCUACAAGAGGGCAGAGGAAGAAGAGGGCGAGGAGGAGUUCGGCUUUGACAUCAUCCCGCCGCCACCAGAGUUCAGCAAUGACCCGGAGCCCCCCGCCCCGGGGCUGCAGCAUCAGGGCCGUCGCGGGUCCCCACCCAGGAGCAAUUUCUCUGACUUGGGGCAUUCCCUGGACGCCGGCCCCGGGGCCAAUCCGGCUCGCGGAUUCUCUCGCUUCCCCGGCGCUCAAUACCCCGGCCCCGGGGGCCUAGAUCGCUUCUCUGGCAGCGGACGCUCGCUCAUCAAGAAACGUCUGUACGUCGGGGAACCCCACUGCAACCCCGGGACGCCCCGCGGCGGCACCGGCCGCAGCCUGAGCUCCCCUAACUGCUUCGGGCCACAGCCGGGAGGCCCCGAGAUGCGACGGGUCAACUCGGCUGGCCGCGCGGGCCCCGGAGGCCUGCACACACGGAGGCUGUCGCUGGAGGGCGCCCGGGGCGCGGCAGAGGUCAAGUACAAGGCGCCCAGCGGCGGCGGCGGUGUUAGUGGCAGCAAAGCUGGGGACUAUGGCUUCGUUCCUGCCAAAGGCAGCAGGCCUUCCCACGGCACCACCCACUACGGAAGCCCCAUCAACACGUUCACUGUGAGGCCUGGGACCCGCCAUCCCAUCUCCUAUGCCUACUCUGGGACCCAUCGGAAAGCCACUUCCUGAGCUGUGGUUCACACCGCUGACUUUUAGGGGUUGGAUCUGAGCAGUUGUUUUGCGAGGGG